Asparagus officinalis (garden asparagus) is the source of this 1628-nucleotide messenger RNA. Its product is annotated as actin-like. NCBI's taxonomy places the organism in Eukaryota, Viridiplantae, Streptophyta, Magnoliopsida, Asparagales, Asparagaceae. Gene Ontology annotation, cellular component: cytoplasm. The transcript is spliced from 6 exons. The record is from RefSeq and is a predicted model, not a curated record. Bases 293 to 1426 code for a protein of 377 amino acids.
CCUUUUAUUUUUUUCCACAACACAAAAAAACUAAAAAAUAAAAUUUAAAAAAAAAAAGAAAAAAGGAAAAACACGUGAGGGGUAGACCCCGACCUAAGCUAGGGUUUCCAAACCAAUCACCCCUUCCUUCUCCGUGAUCGUGAAAAUGUUUGGUCGCUUCCCUCCUACAUUUUGAUAUUUUAGCAUGUACUUCAUUUUGUUCGAUCUAUUUCUUGCUCCGAGCAUGAAAUGUGUACAUCAACUGCAAAAUGCUAAUGAUAUUGUUUAGCUUUUUCUAAAUUUAGAAUAAAAGAUGGCAGAUGCUGAGGAUAUUCAGCCUCUUGUGUGCGACAAUGGAACUGGGAUGGUCAAGGCUGGGUUUGCUGGAGAUGAUGCUCCGAGAGCUGUUUUCCCUAGUAUCGUGGGUCGUCCACGUCACACUGGUGUGAUGGUUGGCAUGGGACAGAAAGAUGCAUAUGUCGGGGAUGAGGCUCAGUCAAAGCGUGGUAUUUUGACUUUGAAAUACCCUAUAGAGCAUGGUAUUGUCAAUAACUGGGAUGACAUGGAGAAGAUUUGGCACCACACUUUCUACAAUGAGCUCCGCGUAGCCCCUGAAGAGCACCCAGUUUUACUUACUGAGGCGCCCCUCAACCCUAAAGCUAAUCGUGAGAAGAUGACUCAAAUCAUGUUUGAGACAUUCAAUGCUCCUGCUAUGUAUGUUGCUAUUCAGGCUGUUCUCUCUCUCUAUGCUAGUGGUCGCACCACAGGUAUUGUGCUUGACUCUGGGGAUGGUGUCAGCCAUACAGUCCCCAUCUACGAAGGGUAUGCCCUUCCACAUGCGAUCCUUCGUCUAGAUUUGGCUGGCCGUGACCUCACUGAUGCAAUGAUGAAGAUCCUCACAGAGCGUGGGUAUUCUUUUACCACAACUGCUGAACGUGAAAUUGUGAGAGACAUGAAAGAGAAGCUUGCCUACAUUGCCCUUGACUACGAACAGGAGCUAGAGACCUCAAAGACCAGCUCCUCUGUGGAGAAGAGCUAUGAGCUGCCUGAUGGACAGGUUAUCACCAUUGGAGCUGAGAGAUUCCGUUGCCCAGAAGUACUCUUCCAGCCGUCGAUGAUUGGAAUGGAAGCUGCGGGAAUUCAUGAGACCACAUACAACUCUAUAAUGAAGUGUGAUGUGGAUAUCAGGAAGGAUUUAUAUGGUAAUAUUGUUCUCAGUGGUGGUUCCACCAUGUUCACGGGUAUUGCUGAUAGAAUGAGCAAGGAAAUUACAGCUCUGGCUCCAAGCAGUAUGAAGAUAAAGGUGGUGGCUCCUCCAGAAAGGAAGUAUAGUGUCUGGAUUGGAGGUUCCAUCUUGGCAUCCCUCAGCACUUUCCAGCAGAUGUGGAUCGCUAAGGCAGAGUAUGAUGAGUCUGGCCCAUCGAUCGUGCAUAGGAAAUGCUUCUAAUUUUGUGAGACUGGAAAGGUGUGACUGGAGGAAAUAGAAUGCUCGCAUCAUAUUGUGGGAUGUUGGGUCUGCAUUCUUUUCUGUUCUUUUCUUAUCUAUUUGUUGUAGCUUAUUAAGAAACAAAAUCUUUGGUCUGUCCAUUCAUUAUUAUUUGGUUUCCUUUGCAAAGAUGUUGAACUUGUAGCAUUCUGAAAUUUCUACU